Messenger RNA from Camelina sativa (false flax), 1570 nucleotides. The record is from RefSeq and is a predicted model, not a curated record. NCBI's taxonomy places the organism in Eukaryota, Viridiplantae, Streptophyta, Magnoliopsida, Brassicales, Brassicaceae.
UUUAAAUCUCUUUUUGUCUUUUGGUCUAUCUUCUUCUUCUCUCUAUCUCAGACAUUGAAAGGGUAUCGUAGAGAUAUGGAAUUGCUUUAUCUCCUCUGUUCGAUCCUCUACUCUUCACUCACUUCGUUCUUACUCUCUCUUCUCCUCCCAUUUCGCUUCCUUCUCCACCGUCUCUUCCCCUCACGCUUCGCCGUAGAUCCCAAUGUCUCUUUCUACCAAGGCACCGUAUGGCACGACCGUCUCCGUCCUGUACGCCACUCGUUCCGUUACUCUGUUCGUUACGCUCUCUUCGACCUCGAUGAAGCUAUCACCACGCCUCCGGAUCAUCUCUCCGCCGAUGAAGCUCGCCGUGUUUCUCGCACCACCGGGCCUAUUUAUCUAUUGACAAUACCACCAAGCGUUGGUUAUGAACAAAACCCAUUGAGUUUGUAUUACUGCUACGACUUGGAUGGGUCGAGUAAGCGCUUGACUAAAUGCAUUGCUCAGGUUACAAAUACGCCAUGGGGGGAACGAGUGACAUUUGUAUUCGAACCUGAAUCUGACUUGGUUGCUAAAUCAUUACAAGUCAGUCCUUUCAUGGAUAUGCUUGGGAACUGGAAAAUCAGAGCUAAUGAACCUGGAGAGGAGUUAUCUGUCUCCAUUGAAUCGAAGCAUCCUCAUCUCGGUAACUAUUUCUCUGCCACAUUAAAGGCGAAAAGAAUACCGACAACACUAGUGUCUGAUCCUGCACUUUUCUUCUGGUUGAUGCCUCAUAAGGUUGCGGUAUGGAUCUAUUGGCAUGCACUUAAACUGUGGUGGAAGAAUGUACCUUUUAUCCAACACCCGAGAUACUCGAACCCAUCAUACAGAGAGGAUUCAGAGAAACGUGAUCAAGAACUUCGUUGCCGUGGGUUAGAUGGGUCAAAUGCGGACAAUUGUAGUAGUAGUUUUGGAGGAUGUCGCUUUGCGUGGCGAGAUGCUAAUUGGCCUUGGUCAUGAAUACAUACAUACACACACACACACACACUCUUAAGGUAUUCAUUAAAACACACCAUUCCUUUUCAUUUGCCUAGUUUGUGUGUUUACUCUUUUCUGGAAAUGUUCAAAACACUGAAUUCACACUAAGCUGCUCUUUACACCAACUCUAUUCAUACCUGAAAAUGACAACAAAUUAUGUUCUUUCACACCCUGUUUUUUGGUUUCUAACUUUGCUAAUGAGUCAGAUUCUUUUCAGGCUAUAUAUGGUUUUAGAGAUUGUUCAGUGGAAUCACCAAAUUUCUCCUUUGAUUUAGGGGCUAGCAGAUCAUCAGAGAUUGGAAUUUACGAUCAUUCAUCGAAUGGUAGGAUUGGUUUUGAAAAUCUCUAGUUUCAAGUUUGAGUUGACUUGUUUAGACUUUGGUUUUUCUAAAACAAUUGAGAACCUUGUUGAUAGAUAGAAACUAAACGUUGCAUUAUUCAUUGAUUUGUUUGUGAUACUUCUUCCCAUCUCCUAAAAUCCUAAUCUUUAUGUGUUUACAAUCUGAGAAUAAAUCUGCACUUUAAAGUAUAUCGAUGGUUUUACUUUAACCAUAUCGAUUAUGAUAAUCUUUUA